This is a messenger RNA of Somion occarium, 306 nucleotides long. The record is from the annotation of a GenBank genome assembly. Lineage: Eukaryota; Fungi; Basidiomycota; Agaricomycetes; Polyporales; Cerrenaceae.
AUGAUGAUGUAUCGCACCCUAAUGGUUAUGCUCUCCCUCAUUGCCAUCACCCUGCUUGACCAAACCUUCGCUUUUCCCCUGAGAGCAUCGCGGGAAGAAGCACCACAUGUAGUUUCUUCCCUAAUCGGACUUCGCGAUGAUAAUAACUGGAUAUUAUUCCCUAGCCGGAGCAGGAGAUCACUUUGCGACAAUCUCAGUCGCACUUUCUUUGGAACUGCUUUCACUGCCGUUGGAAAUGUAGCAGGAACCCCGGGCUCCCGGCGUAGUCUACCCUCCUUGUUUUCAUGCCUUAAUGGGUUGCGUUAG